UAGUUUUAGUGAUAGUGCUAGUGUAAAACAUAACAACCAAGUCUGAAAUUCUGCCAAAACUUGCAAUGCAACAUUUGACACAAUUGUACAAACUGAUACUAUUGCCAGCGAAAUCAUAAACGUCCAUAAAUUAUGAAACGUAUCCUUAAAAGAAAAGUCAAUUACUUUUUGCUGUGUCAAGAUCAUGAAAGUUACAAAUUUCAUUAUUUAUAUAUAAAUAUGUGUCAAAGUCAUUUUUUUAAUUUUACACGAAUUGAUUAUUUAAUGUUUUAAUUAAAAAUGCCCAAAAUUAACUCCAGUGAUGAACGUUCACAAAGCCGUAAAUUGAAAACUUCAAAACAAAUUCUAGCGGUGUCGAUUUUUCUAAUCCUAACGUUUAGUUUUUCCGUUCUCUUCGUGGAAUAUCGCACGCCAAAAACUGGGUUGUACAAUCACAUAAAUUCGUAUUGGAUGAAAAGAUCCGAUCAAAUCGAUUUGGCCGUUCUGUUAAAAUCGGAAAUAAAUCAUACCAAACAACGCGAUGUUAUAAGAAAAACUUGGGCCAAAAUAAAUGGAAAUUUAUCACUCAAAGUGAUGUAUUUUUUCGUGAUUGGUUAUAAAAACGUUUCGGAGUCGGAUUGGAACGAAUUACAAGAAGAAAACAAAAAAUUCAAAGAUGUUUUAACGUUUUUAUCGAACGAUGAUUUUUCAAGAAUUUUUUGGGAUUUUAUUUGGUAUUACGAUGUUGGUUUUGUAAAACACGGAUUUAAAUAUUUAUUGAAAUGCGAUGAUAGUUGUUAUGUUAGAUUAAAAGCAUUAACUAGAGUUUUAAAAGGAUUUGAAACGAAUUAUUUAGAAGGAAAUUUAGAUAAAAUUAACAAAAGUAAUUCAAUUUUUGAAUCGGUCGAAAUUAAUAAUGUUAAAAACGAUAAUUAUGGACAAUUAAAAAAAGAUUUAUAUUGGGGAUAUUUCAAUAAUUUUGAAAUGAUUUCUUACGCUUUUAAUGGGGGUUACGUUUUAUCUACACAAAUUGUUGGAUUUUUGGCAAAUAAUAAAAAUUAUUUGAGAUAUUACCACUCUGAAGAUGUAAGUGUUGGGGCUUGGUUAGCUUCAGUUAAUAACAUCGUAAGGAUACACGAUCGGCGUUUCGAUACAGAAUACGUAAGCAGAGGGUGCCAAAAUUAUUAUUUAAUUAGACACAAUGUUUCGCCGGAUGAAAUGAUGGAAAUGUAUAAAAAUUUGAAAGAAAAGCGACAACUUUGUACGAAAGAACAACGUAACGUUAAAGAAUAUCUUUAUGAUUGGUCUGUAGCACCGACUAAAUGCUGCAAUCGGGUUUUAUAAAAAAAUUGUUGUAUUUA
Molecule: messenger RNA, 1340 nt
Organism: Onthophagus taurus
Lineage: Eukaryota; Metazoa; Arthropoda; Insecta; Coleoptera; Scarabaeidae
Product: beta-1,3-galactosyltransferase 6
Biological process (GO): protein O-linked glycosylation; glycosaminoglycan biosynthetic process
Cellular component (GO): Golgi membrane
Molecular function (GO): galactosylxylosylprotein 3-beta-galactosyltransferase activity
Source: RefSeq, a predicted model, not a curated record